Molecule: messenger RNA, 3014 nt
Organism: Marmota monax (woodchuck)
Lineage: Eukaryota; Metazoa; Chordata; Mammalia; Rodentia; Sciuridae
Gene: Plin1
Product: perilipin 1
Exons: 8
Coding region: 490-2157 (555 amino acids)
Biological process (GO): lipid metabolic process
Cellular component (GO): lipid droplet
Source: RefSeq, a predicted model, not a curated record
CAAGUUAGGAACUGGAGCUAUUUUAUUUAGUACAGAGAAGUAACCUUCAAAGGGAGACAUAUUUGACUUCAGAUGUGAGAACACCAAUCCAUGAACGAUGAAAUAGAAUAGUUCAGGGUUGUUUCAGAAUGAAGAGAGAAUAGGAUGGGGAGAGGGUGAAGAUGGAUUGCAGUUACAAUUGCAAAUGCAAGACUAGCAAAGAAAUUCUGGAAAGGCUUCUUGCCACAGAGCCUCCUGGAGGCCAAGCUUCCCAUUCUGGGCGCCCUGAAAACUUAGGCAUUCUACAAGGUGCAGCUCUGUGAUCCAUUUUUUUGGCUAGGCACUGAGAACACAGAGUGCACAGUCUACUGGGAGAGAGAGUAACAAGUACCCAGGGAAUCACAGCACAGUGACAUCAAUACAGAGACAGCCCAGGGAAGAACUCAGAGGCUUCUGAUGUGAGGGAGGAGAGUUAGGAAGCUUCAGAGAAGACAUGAAAGGCAGAAAUAGAUGGGAGGGAAGGAGAGCGUAUUUAGCACUGGACCAGCUUCCACGAGCAGGGAGGCAGGACCUCAGAAAGACCUGGAUGGAAUAGGCCUAGAUGAAGCCACCACUCAGAGGUGGACUAAAACUCUGGACAGACACUUUGACAACACUUGCUCUCUACCAGAGCAGGAGAAUGUGCUACAGCGCGUCAUGCAGCUGCCUGUGGUGAGCGGCACCUGUGAGUGCUUCCAGAAGACAUACACCAGCACCAAGGAAGCUCACCCCCUGGUGGCCUCCGUGUGCAAUGCCUACGAGAAGGGCGUGCAGGGCGCCAGCAACUUGGCCGCCUGGAGCAUGGAGCCAGUGGUGCGCAGACUGUCCACCCAGUUCAUAGCUGCCAAUGAGCUGGCCUGCCGAGGCCUGGACCAUCUGGAGGAAAAGAUCCCGGCCCUCCAGUACCCUCCUGAAAAGAUCGCCUCUGAGCUGAAGGACACCAUCUCCACCCGGCUUCGAAGUGCUAGAAAUAGCAUCAGUGUGCCCAUCACAAGCACUUCGGACAAGGUCCUGGGGGCCACUCUGGCUGGCUAUGAGCUUGCGAGGGGGAUGGCCAAAGAGACUGUGGAGUAUGCUGCUAACACCAGAGCUGGCCGACUGGCCUCUGGAGGGGCCGACUUGGCCUUGGGCAGCAUUGAGAAGGUGGUAGAGUACCUCCUCCCUCCAGCCAAGGAAGAGUCAGCCUCUGUUCCUGGACACCAGGGGGCCCAGAAGCCUCCCAAAGCCAAGCCAAGCCUUGUGAGCAGGAUGGGGACCCUGGCCAACACCCUCUCUCGACACACCAUGCAGACCACAGCCUGGGCACUGAAGCAGGGCCACUCCCUGGCCAUGUGGAUCCCAGGCGUAGCACCCUUGAGUAGCCUGGCCCAGUGGGGUGCAUCGAUGGCCACGCAGGUGGUGUCCCGGAGGCAGAGUGAAGUACGAGUGCCCUGGCUGCACAACCUCCCUGCUGCUCAGGAUGAGGACCACAAUGACCAGACAGACACAGAGGGCGAGGAGACAGAGGAGGAGGAAGAAUCAGAGGCUGAGGAGAACAAGCUCAGUGAGGAAGCAGCCCUGCCCAGCUCCAGAGGCCUCCUGGGCAGUGUGGCACACACCCUGCAGAAGACUCUCCAGGGCACCAUCUCAGCUGUAACUUGGGCACCUAUGGCUGUGCUGGGCACAGCAGGGAGGAUACUGCACCUCACACCAGCCCCUGCUGUCUCCUCCACCAAGGGGAGGGCCAUGUCCUUAUCAGAUGCCUUGAAGGGUGUGACUGACAACGUGGUGGACACAGUGGUGCACUAUGUGCCGCUCCCCAGGCUGUCUCUGAUGGAACCUGAGAGCGAAUUCCGAGACAUCGACAAUCCCCCAGCUGAGACAGAGCAUCGGGAGGCGGAGCGCAAGGGCUCUGGCGCGCCGCCUACUAGCCCGGAGCCGGCCGCGCCGCGCUUGGCGCAGCACCGCGGCAGCCUUCGUAGCGCGCGGGGCCCAGGCCUGGAGGACAAGAUCGAGACGACCUCCGUACCGCGCUGCGGCUUCCUGGCCAUGCCCCGCGAGAAGCCGAAGCGCAGGGUCAGCGACAGCUUCUUCCGGCCCAGCGUCAUGGAGCCCAUCCUGGGCCGCACGCAGUACAGCCAGCUACGCAAGAAGAGCUGAGCCCCGGACGCCCGCGCCCCGCCCUGCCCCAAACGGCUGCGCCACCCCCAUGGGCUUGGGCGGGUUUCUCUAACAAAUCCUCAGAACCUACACUUUCAAGCGAGCAUUGACUCCUUCAGAGGAGUCCUCCUGGGAGCCCGAACCUCACCACAACCGUGCUGCCAAGGCACACAUCAUUUUAAAAGCAUCCUUUUGGGGCUUGACCAUCAGAGCAGAUUUUUAAGGGGCACUAGAGCAACAGCAUGCUCUGAUUUUCUUUUCAUUCAUUCUUUUUGUUUUAAUUAUAAAACUAAUUGCUUAACUUGAUAUCUCACAUUUUUAACGGAACUUGUAGCCAAAUGACAUUUGACUGUUUCCAAAAUUCAGAUCCCUCCUCUGUGGACAAAUAUUUUGCUUCCAAAUGAGUAAAAAUGUCACCACCCUGAUGUGGUGUUCUUGACAGGAGUUCUUGACACAUUUUUAGCCUUCAGCUCAGAGAUCCUCUGAUUAUCUAGGCUCUCAGCAAACUACUUUGAAGGGAAUAAUAAUCAAGUACAAAAGCUCUGUGUGUUUAUUUAAAAUAUUGGCAUCACUUUUUGAGGACACAGACCAAGUGCCUGGUCUGUCCUCUGUAGUGCCACCUUCUUGCUCACAGCCACAUUUCCAUUUGCAUCAUUACUUCCUUCCACUUGCAUAGUCACUUUUAAAUGCUGGGGGACUACAAUGUUAACGUUCCACCCCACGUAGUCUAUAUCAUAUAGACCGUAUAUAUGGACUCUAUAGCCACUGUUCUUUCCAGAUCCUGUUUUGGGAAAUGUUAAUACUUGGUAAAUCUAGGAAAUGCAUAAGUAUAAUUUAAAAAUUUAAACAUUGCAAAA